AUGAAGUGGUCUUUCCUCCUCAAAACCCUGCCUCUGACAGCAGCAUCAGCGGUUGCUGCUCCCGGAUGCAGUGCUCGAUAUAACUUAACCGCUGUCAAUACGACUACGUGUGGAGGCAUAACUUACACCUACAUCGGUCUCGACGGAUAUGGAUUCGUCGAAUCCAACGUUCGGGACAAGUACGGUGACACCUUAGCUGGCCUCGGGAGCUCUGCGGUGCUUGAAAAGGGCUCGUGGCACAAGAAAAGUAGCUCAUCAUACUCAGGCAUCUUCUAUCUUCUUCCUGACCGUGGCUGGAACACGAACGGAACGCUGAACUUCAACCCGCGCAUUCACAAGUUCGAGCUAUCUCUUACACUUGUGCCUCGCGCCUCAGCGCAAACCCCCUCCAAGCCUAACCUGGCCUUCAAGUACCUAGACACAAUCCUCCUCACCGACCCAAGGGGUAAGCCGCUUACCGGUCUUGACCCCGAUUUCACAGGCAAUAUAUCAUACCCAGGCUAUCCACCUCUUCCCGCAGCAACCUACGUCGGUGAUGGAUUUGGCGGCGCUGGCUCCGGCGGGAAACGCGUCGCCCUUGACUCCGAGGGCCUGGCGAUCGACCAAGAAGGCUACUUCUGGGUUUCAGACGAGUAUGGGCCUUAUAUCUACCGCUUCAACAAGAAUGGGAAAAUGGUUCUAGCCCUGCAGCCCCCUGAGGCCUAUCUUCCGCGCCGUAACGGCCUUCUCUCCUUCAGCGCAGCUUCUGCACCUCUUUACACACCCGAUAAGCUGCCUAAUCCUGAAGACCCGGAAUCAGGCCGCAACAACAACCAGGGUUUCGAAGCUCUCACGAUUUCGCCCGAUGGCAGGACGCUCACCGUGAUGAUCCAAUCUGCUCUCAACCAGGAAGGUGGGCCAAAAAAGAAGUACCGCCAACCAGCCCGUCUGCUUCAGUACGACAUUUCAAACCCCAACAACCCACAGUAUAAGCACGACAAUUUCCUAAUACUAUCACGCGACUCGGGCUUUGGGGCAGGCCUAUCAGAAACACUCUCUGUAUACCGGCAAGCGGAUAUCUUCUCUAUUUCAAACUCAACCACCGACCUCAAGGUCAAGGAAUACAACUUCCCGAGGGGCUCGAUCGCUAGCUCGGAGGGAAUUCUGGACACCAACAUUACCCCGGCCGAGUACUGCCCUUUUCUAGACUUUAACAUUAAUUCAGAGCUGGCUAAGUUCGGUUUGCAUAAUGGCGGCGAACAGGAUUCAGGGCUUCUCAACGAGAAAUGGGAGUCUUUGGUUCUCGUUCCUGUUGAGCCGGAGAAUGGUCAAAACAAGGGCAAGGACAAUAAGACGGAGUAUUUCCUCUUCUCGUUCAGUGAUAAUGAUUUCAUUACUCAGGAUGGAGCCAUGAACUUUGGCCGCUUGCCCUACGCUGAUGAAUCUGGGUUCAAUCUUAACAGCCAGGCACUGGUGUUUAGGGAUAAUUGA
Aspergillus nidulans FGSC A4 is the source of this 1470-nucleotide messenger RNA. RefSeq names its product esterase-like/phytase family protein. The record is from RefSeq and is a predicted model, not a curated record. Bases 1 to 1470 code for a protein of 489 amino acids. The transcript has 5 exons. NCBI's taxonomy places the organism in Eukaryota, Fungi, Ascomycota, Eurotiomycetes, Eurotiales, Aspergillaceae.